This is a messenger RNA of Mugil cephalus (flathead mullet), 1399 nucleotides long. RefSeq lists its product as uncharacterized. Lineage: Eukaryota; Metazoa; Chordata; Actinopteri; Mugiliformes; Mugilidae. The record is from RefSeq and is a predicted model, not a curated record. Bases 26 to 844 code for a protein of 272 amino acids. The transcript is spliced from 6 exons.
GGAAUGCAGCAGCGCAGCAGGUGUUAUGGAUCUGCAGUUUUUCCUGUGCUGGAGAGUUGCCCCACUGUUCCUCUUGAUGCCCUGCGGUCUCCACUGUAUGUCCGUGCGCAUCCUGGACGAAGAGCCGGUGCACGUGAUCCCCGGCUCCAGCCUGGUCCUGAGAGCCCGGAUCGAGCAUGGACCCCUGGAAGGGGUCUCCAUGGUAACCUGGGCGCGGGAGGCUGAAACUGGAGCCUCGGCGGCGAGAGUGACACUGGCCACGUGCCCUGGCAGAGGCCUCAAGUGCGCUGGUACCAAGCCAAGCGUCCGUGUGAACACAGAGCAGCAGGAGACGACACUUCAGAUUAAUGAAUACAGCAGAGCGGACAGCGGCGUGUACGCUGUGACUGUGAGAGAUCUCACCGGAGCAGAGACCACUGCACACUGCAUCGUCAGGGAAUAUGAGGCAGUCCAUCAUGUCUCCGUCAGCAUCAACGUGUCUCACUCCUCGCUGGUUUGUGGCGAGGCCUGGGGGACCGACCCCAGCUUCAGCUGGCUCCACGAGAGAGCCGCCAUCAGCCAGACGGUGGGGAAAGUCUCCAAAGAUGGGACCACGUUGGUUGUGACCAUGACGCCGAUCUGUGGCCACUUCACCUGCAUGGUUAGCAACAAGCUAGGCUACAGCUCUGCCACGUACACUGCAGCGCCCUGUGAGACGGAGGGCAGAGGGACGACAGCGGCUGUGGUCUGCCUUGUCUUCUUGCUGCUGCUGUUUGGAGGAGUGCUGGCAUUUCUGCUAUGGAGGAGGCACAGGCAAAAUAACAGAGGAGAAAGGCUGCACGAACAUUUAGACGACACCAUCUAAAGAAAGCAAACAAGGCCUGAGCUACACCUUCUGUGACUGAGAGUUUUCCAAGAAGAGAACAGGAAACAGACUGGAGCAUGAGGGAGGACCUUCCUGUCCAGUGAGCAGUAUGACCUUACCGUGCAUUGGAACAAUGUGAAGAGUGAACUGCUUUCUGACAAAUGGGGGGAAAAAAAAAAAAUCCAAACGUGGAGAUUUGGCUUUAGAUUCCAGCAUUGUCUUUACAGCGCCUCCUGCUGGGCUUCACUUGAAACUGUGUAUGUUACUCAGUUGUAUUGAAAUGUGCUGUCCGUAUCGCACACAAAUCCCUGCUCAUAAUGUGACAGCAACACACGGAUUCAACAUUUCACAGAUAGACUUGUUUGAGUUUUAAGGGACGCUCCCAUACAGAUGGCGCUGUGAGCAUAGUUACAUUUCUUUCUUAUCUUCUACAGCUGUUCAUAUUUAGUCUCUUCCUGUCAUCCAUGCAUGUUCACAGUGUGCAGCCUUAAACUUUAAUAAAAGACGGGAUAUGAGGUCUAACUGAGCAGUGAAUACAAGUACAACCAAUGGAAA